CAAAAACUCAUUAACUCUUGAAUUUACCGCCGAUAUAUCGUCAAAAUCUCUCAAAUCUAUCAUCCUUCACCACCCAAAACCAAAAAAACCAAAGCCUCAUACGACAAACACACCAACACCCACCACCAUGGAAGCAGCUGAAGAUAAUAAUAAUAACAUUAAUCCUCCUCCAUCCCCGACCACAGAACACAACAUUAAUAUUAAUAAUGAUAAUAUCAAUAUUAAUCCUGAGCAGCAGCAGGAAACAUUUUCAAUUUGUUCAUAUGCAUCAGAUCAAGAUUUUUCUAUUUCACAAUUAAAUCAAUCCAACACCACCACCCCUUUUAACCCUAACCCUAAUUUCACUCCUUUACUGGGGAAACGAAGGAAAUCAAAACCUAUAAGAUAUUACAACCCUGAAAUUGUUCUUGAUACCAAAACCAGUAAAACUGUUAAUGGAGCUCUUGAUUCUACAAGCAAUGGUUUGAGUUCUCCAAAAGGGAGUUCUUCAAGGAAAAAUGUGAAAUCUCCAAUCGAAAGUUCGCCUGCGAUGAUUCGAGCACAGGAGGUUAGGUCAAGCCUAGGAACUGAACAUCCUAGCUGUAUAAAGUUGAUGGUUAAAGCCCAUCUUGAUUCGACCACUGGAGGUUACUGGAUGGGCUUUAGCCAUCAAUGGGCCAGGAUGUAUUUAUCAAAAACAGACAGGGAAAUGUUGAUUGAAGAUGAGGACGGAGAGAUUUAUCAGAUCAAAUACAAUUCAGACAAGAGCGGGCUUAGUGCAGGAUGGAGAAAGUUUGCAACGGGGCAUAACUUACUCGAGGGUGAUGCUUUAGUUUUCCAUUUAGUUGAUCCAUUCAAGUUUAAGGUAUAUAUAAUUAGGGCGAAUGAUUUGAACGAAGUAGAUGGUGCUCUUGGUCUUCUAAAUCUGGAGGCACGCACACCACAAUCUGAUACACCAACUCCUACAACGAAGAAAAGCAAGCGUCCCAAGGAGGUUCCGAUAGAUAUGGUUCGAAAAAAGAACAAGUUGUCAACUCCGCCAUCACAAAUCAUCAUCAAUCCUAUGGAACAAUCUGGAAACGACAGCGAAGAGGUCGGUUCAGAAGUGCUAGAAGGUUCUAGACCCUCUAAACCGGACCUUUCAUUUCCAGAACUCAACUCCUUUAAAGACUUUCAUAUAAUGGUCAAUGGAGUCUGCAUCGACUCUGAACUUCCAGAUGAUGUCAGAAUGAACUACUACGAACUCUGCAAUGUUAGGAAAGAGAUUCUCCACGAUUCUCUUUCUGGAAAAAAUACAUAUCCAAAGUUGGUCGCAGGCAUGAUUGGUGAAAUUGUAAACAUUGCAAAUGAGAUCAAGAACUGCAAGAUCACUACAACUAAGGAAGAACUUGAGGCAUGGGAUACUUCCAUGAAAUCGUUCUCUCUUUUGGGAAUGAAAGUUGAAUUUUUACGUGAUAGAAUUCGAGCAAUCUUAAGACUCAUGUUUGAGUCAGAAGGUGCGUUGGGUAUCCAGAAAUACAUGGAAGCUAAAAUCGCACACAAACGCGUUGAAGAUGAGAUAACAAGCGUUACGGAAAAGCUCGUGGAGCUGGAGGAAUCUUCUAGACAGCUCCAGGGUAUUAUGGAUGGUUUACAACAUGAGGCUGGGAUACAUGAGGUGAAGUUCCUAGAAUUGGUUCAUGCCCCAUGGUAGUAUUUCAAAGCUCUACAUAUCUUUAUUUAUAUGCAAGUUAGCUUUACUCUUUUCAUUGUUAUGCUAGUGACUUAUGAACUAGGGUAGUCUGUACAUUUUUAGAAAGUUAUUGGCGCUUUCAUGAGCAGCUUGUGUCGUUUUGAUCAGAACUACAGUAGUUCCAUUUAGUUCAUCUCAUUGUAUGUCGUUCUUGUUUGAUGUUGUCGAUGUUUAAUUAAUAGAAUGACUAUGAGGUGCAUGUAUAUAGCGAAAGAAAUUGUCAUUCGAUA
Molecule: messenger RNA, 1941 nt
Organism: Erigeron canadensis
Lineage: Eukaryota; Viridiplantae; Streptophyta; Magnoliopsida; Asterales; Asteraceae
Product: B3 domain-containing protein Os01g0234100-like
Exons: 6
Coding region: 128-1672 (514 amino acids)
Molecular function (GO): DNA binding
Source: RefSeq, a predicted model, not a curated record